Molecule: messenger RNA, 2879 nt
Organism: Pieris napi
Lineage: Eukaryota; Metazoa; Arthropoda; Insecta; Lepidoptera; Pieridae
Gene: NGR-A3
Product: G-protein coupled receptor dmsr-1-like
Exons: 7
Coding region: 199-1503 (434 amino acids)
Biological process (GO): G protein-coupled receptor signaling pathway
Cellular component (GO): membrane
Molecular function (GO): G protein-coupled peptide receptor activity
Source: RefSeq, a predicted model, not a curated record
UUCGUCACAGACUAUCGGAGAGUGUGAAAGGGCGGGAAAAUUUUUCAUGUCCCGCGUUCUUCACAUGUUUAUUUUGGUGAUGUGAUUCAAAGCAAAUGGAUUUAAACAAUAAUGCACUCAGGCGGGAUCAUUUUACGUAAGUGAGCCGAGCUCAAACAUAUUCUCCGAGCCAAAGCUAUGAAUACUUAUUGAAGAAAAAUGGCUUAUGAAGAAAAUAACACAUCAAAUAUCACGCAGGCUUUGACGAAUUUGUUCGAGGAAGUCUUGUUCGCGACUGAGAGCCCCGGUGGGAAUAAAAGUUUAAAUGUCUCUCAAUUUUUAUCAGCACUGAAGGAACGUUCCACGAGGCAUAAUCAGGAGAUAGAUUUUGGAACAUUGGUGAAAUUGGUAGACGGGUGGCGGACGAAAUUAAACCUCACAAAGAACUCGGAGCCCUUGUGUAAUUAUUGCGAUGGUAAUUUCAGAGAUCUUGUUCUCGCCUACAAUAGCAUACAUGGAUACAUAAGCCUUAUUGUAUGCGUUUUCGGUUCAUUAGCAAAUGCGCUGAAUGUGGCUGUUCUGACAAGACGUGACCUCGCUGCGGCUCCAAUCAACAGACUGCUCAAGUGGCUCGCCGUUGCUGAUGUGUUUGUUAUGAUGGAGUAUGUUCCCUUUGCAAUUUAUAGGUAUUUGAUAUUACCUGGACAACGUGAGAUGCCAUACAAGUGGGCAGCAUAUCUUCUAUUCCACAUGCACUUCGCGCAGAUCUUCCACACAGCAUCCAUAUGUCUCACACUAUCGUUGGCUGUUUGGCGAUAUAUAGCUAUAAAGUAUUCAGAUAGAAGUCACAUAUUGUGUACAGAACGGCGUUGCAGUACAGCGAUUUUGAGCAGCUUUAUACUACCACCUAUCCUCUGUAUUCCCACAUAUAUGGUAUUCGAUAUACACACAGCUGUGGUAUUAGAGCCAAACGGACCAAUGAUUUUAUACCACGUCGAUUCAGAUGAAGAAGGCCAAUUAUUUAAGUUAAAUUUCUGGGUCCACGCCGUCCUAAUAAAGUUACUACCUUGUUGUAUCCUGACAGUUAUCAGUCUCUGGCUAAUCAAGGAAGUUUAUAGCGCAAACGAGCAUCAAAAGAGAAUUCGAGUGAACAAUGCCUGUGCAAAUGACAAAACAAAGAAGCGACAGUGUAAAGGGGAUAAGAGAACGAACAGAACUACAAAAAUGCUCCUCGCCGUGUUGCUUUUGUUCCUCGUGACAGAAUUGCCUCAAGGUAUCUUGGGCCUUAUGAGUGGAGCAUUAGGGCGAUGUUUCUUUAAACGUUGCUACGAUCUAUUUGGCGAAUUGAUGGACGCAUUGGCGUUGUUGAAUGGGGCCAUUAACUUCGUUUUAUAUUGCUCUAUGUCGAGGCAGUUCCGGAUGACGUUUCGUCAGCUCAUGUGGCGCGCUCAACUGCUUAGGUGGCCUCCACCGAUACCCUCGCACUCUGAUGGAUUGCACUCGGCCAAAACUUCAGUGCCAUGAGAAAAGUUCGUACAAGAGAAACACACAUACGUCAUGCAACAGUUUGUGUGACGCACACAGCGGUUGUUUAUACACAGACGUCCUAUUUUUAGACUAAUUACUUCUAAAUUAUAAACAUGUAGCUCGUUGUUACCAAAGACUUUUUAAUUUUUUUCUCAUAAAAAUAAGUGUAAGAUAUAAGAUUUUCCUAGAACAAGGUUCCUAGAUUUCGAUUCAAUUAUUUUCUGAAUACCCACAAGGCUUGCUUUUUGAGGGUAGAUUUUGAUAUUCAGAAACACACACGACAACUAUGACAUGUCAAAAUCGAAUAAAUUUUCCACGUAUGUGAGUUACACUAGCGGUAAGUGUCGACUCUAAAUCUUACCCUAAGUUUUGAACUGAGAUAUGGUUGUUGGUUUUGAAUAUUGAUAGUGCAGUUCGUACAUAACUAUAUUUAAUUGACGUAAAGUUUAUCCAAAUACACCAACGAUAAAUAUAUGAAAAGCAUUUAACAGUUGGUGACUUAGAACUUUCUACAUUUAUGAGCUAAUAUACGCAUGCUGCUGGGAAAACCCCAACUCAUAUCUAGGAAUAGCAAAUACUAUCAAAACAUAACUUGUAAAUAACCAAGCCUCGCAACGCUAUCGUCAAAAGUUGUGAGAUAAAUGUAAGUCAGCCAAUUUAUUCAGUCCCUCCUUAAGGGACCUUCUGUCUUCAGUUUUUACGUAAUAAGCUAACCAAACAACAUCUUAUAAUGACCAUAUCAAUAUUACAAAUCAUACCACAGACUUAACAAAAUUUUGUUUUUAAAAUAUAUUACUAUUUCUUGUUAAAACGUUUAGUAUUUGGGUAAAUAAAAGACAAUGCUACUUUUACUAAAACAUUUCUUUUUAAAAACAGCUGUUAACAUCGCCACUGGCUCUUUUUCGCUUCUUUUUGUGUGUAAUGGAAAUAAUUGGAUGUACUUCUCUCAAUAUCCGUAGCGCUGAUAGAAUCACGCGGCAGAAAAUGUUUAAGUUCAGUAAUCGCUAUAACUAUGGGGAGAUACAGUUCAGUGUUGUUUGUUUUUACCGCGACAAUUUUAGUUUUAAGUGAUUAUAUGUCAGAUUGUGUGAAAUUAAAAAAUAUUUUUUUUGAGCAUAAUUUCACUAAAUUUUUUUUAAGUAUACUUAAUAUUAGAAAUAUUCCUCACUUCUAUAUAAAGUUGGUAUGUUUGUGUCCGUGUUAUUGAAAUAAGUAUUUAAGGUAUUUGUUAAACUAGCUUAGUUCAUAAGGAAUAUGUAUGAUAUUUGUUUCUCUUGUACGCGAUUCUUCACUAGUAAAGCACAAAAAUGCUCAUAGUAGUAAUUACAUUUAAUGUAAAGACUACAUAAAUUGUUAAUAAAUGUAUGUUGGAA